AUGUCAGCAGCGGCAGCGAUUGCGCAACCGCCAUCGGCGACAACAAUAUCUCACGUCGGUGAUACGAGUCCCCGUCCCAGUGAGACCUCAGAUGACGUCUCAACAUUGAAGCCCGUCGCUCAGGCAUCGUGGAAGAAGAAGCAUGGUCUGCAUCUUGGCCGCAGCAAUAGUGACCACAACGACAGCGCAAAACAUGAAAUCAACCGCACAGCAUCGCCCAAGCGGUCCAAGACGUUCUGGAAGUCCUUCAAGUACCUCCUCGACUUGACGCCAAAACAAGUUGACGAUUUUAUGGCAUCUUAUGUCAUUUACAGCCUUGACUGGGCAGAUGAGGAGCAAAUGGUCAAAACGCUCGGCCCGGAUUACAAGACCAAAGUCGGCGACUGCUUGCAAGCUUACUAUGGAGUCCUGAAUCAUCUCUGCGCGCUGGGCGACGUGGAGAAGAUGUACAUCCCGCCCCUGAUGGACAAGAAAUCAUCCGUUCUCGAUAACCAGAUGCUGUACGAGGAGUCCAUCGCCCAGGAUAUUGGUCUCAAACCGGGAGACAGGGUCCUCGAUCUCGGAUGCGGUCGCGGAAGAGUCGCGGCCCACAUGGCGGCCGUCACCGGCGCCGUGGUCACCGGUCUCAACAUCGACCCGAACCAGGUCGUCCAGGCUAGGGAGUUCACCGAGCAGAUGGGUUUGCAAAAUAGCUUCACGAUUCAGGACAUGAACGAGCUGCCGCUGCCCUUUGAGGACAACUCCUUUGAUGCAUUCUACCAGAUACAAGCACUCAGCCUGUGCAAAGACCUCCCGAAACUUUUCAGCGAGCUGCGCCGCGUCCUCAAGCCUGGCGCCAAGAUUUCGCUGCUGGAUUGGGUUAGCCUACCGGCGUACGAUGCGACGAACCCGGAGCACGCGGAGUUGAUGCGACGGACAAAGCCGCUGAUCGGAGCUGUGGGAACACCGACGCCCGAAACUUUUGCAAAGGCCUUGACAGACGCCGGUUUCGCGAUUUUGAAGUCCGACAACGCGAGUAUUGAUGGAUUACAGGCGCCACUCAUCGACAAGGCCGACGUCUACUUCCGCAGCCUGCGACAGGUUAUUCUUGGUCUGGUCAAGGUUCACCUGUUGCCGCCCCACUUCAAGACGCUCAUCAACCGGCUUUGUCUGGAUGGGCAGGCCUUUGUCAAGAUGGAUACCAUGCGGUUGGUAACAACAAGUUAUAGGAUCAUUGCGCAGAAGCAAUGA
Colletotrichum fioriniae is the source of this 1230-nucleotide messenger RNA. RefSeq lists its product as uncharacterized. Gene Ontology annotation, molecular function: sterol 24-C-methyltransferase activity. Lineage: Eukaryota; Fungi; Ascomycota; Sordariomycetes; Glomerellales; Glomerellaceae. The record is from RefSeq and is a predicted model, not a curated record. Gene Ontology annotation, biological process: ergosterol biosynthetic process. Gene Ontology annotation, cellular component: endoplasmic reticulum.